AUGGCUUCUAGAUUCAGUGGGGCACUACAAUUGACAGACUUAGACGAUUUUAUAACUCCCUCACAGGAAUGUAUAAAACCAGUAAAGAUUGAAAAAACGAAGAGUAAAACUGGUGCCAAAAUUAAAAUUGGUGAAGAUGGAUACUUUGAUCUGUCAAGUGGAAGAGAGCAGAAGUUACAAAAAGUUGAAAUUACAUUGGCUGACUGCUUGGCAUGUAGUGGAUGUAUAACAUCAGCUGAAAGUGUGCUAGUCACAAAACAAAGCCAAGAAGAAUUAUUGAGAGUAUUAUCAGAACGAAAGUACACUGACUCAAAGGGAGCAACAAUGGAUGUAAGUUUAGUUGUUGUGUCAAUAUCACCGCAGCCACUGUUGUCUCUUGCAUUGAGAUAUAAACUGACUGCACAGGAAGCAACUAGAAAAGUGUCAGGAUAUUUCAAGAAGCUUGGUGCUGAUUUAGUUUUGGAUAUGACGUUAGCAGAAGACUUCUCAUUAUUGGAAGCACAACAAGAGUUUCUUGAAAGGUAUAGAAAUCAACAGAAUGAUCCAUCUGGGAAAUAUCUGCCUAUGCUUGCAAGCUCUUGCCCAGGAUGGGUGUGCUAUGCAGAGAAAACUCAUGGUAGCUUCAUCCUACCAUACAUAUCCAGUACCAAGUCUCCUCAGCAGAUUCAGGGUUCCCUGGUAAAGCAGCACCUUGCAGGACGACGGGAGUUGCAGCCAUCAGCCCUUUACCAUGUGACCCUUAUGCCCUGUUAUGAUAAGAAACUUGAAGCAUCUCGAGAAGACUUCUAUAGUGAAGUAUACAACUGUCAGGAUGUUGACUGUGUUAUUACUGCGAUUGAACUAGAACAAAUGCUGUCCAGCGACGACAAAUCACUAUCCGACAUAAUGGAUGGAGAACUCGACUGGCCAUGGGACGAAAGUGACGCCAAAGGGAUCAAGGGACAUAUAGGGUCUGGUUCUGGGGGCUACAGUGAUGCCGUGUUCUUACAUGCGGCCGAUCAGCUUUUUGGUGCCACCGACCCACCAUUGGAGUAUAAAAACUUAAGGAACCCGGACUUCCGAGAAGCAUCGUUAGAAAAGGACGGUAAAGAAGUGUUAAAGUUUGCGAUCGCAAAUGGCUUCCGUAACAUUCAGAACCUGGUGCAAAAGCUGAAGCGGGGAAAGUCACCGUAUCACUAUGUAGAAGUUAUGGCUUGUCCAUCAGGUUGUCUAAAUGGCGGUGCCCAAAUCCGUCCUUAUCAAGGGGAAAGUACGCGGGAAUUGGUUGGGCAAUUAUACACAAUGUACCGUGAAUUACCUCAAAGCGAGGACGAGAAUCAAACAGUUUCUCGAUUGUAUAACGAAUGGCUGUCAGGAAAACAUUCGGAUAAAGCCCGCGCCAUGUUACAUACGCAGUACCACGCUUUGGAAAAGAGCGAUGUAGCUUUAAAUAUUAAGUGGUAA
Molecule: messenger RNA, 1443 nt
Organism: Pieris macdunnoughi
Lineage: Eukaryota; Metazoa; Arthropoda; Insecta; Lepidoptera; Pieridae
Source: the annotation of a GenBank genome assembly